Molecule: messenger RNA, 652 nt
Organism: Rhodamnia argentea
Lineage: Eukaryota; Viridiplantae; Streptophyta; Magnoliopsida; Myrtales; Myrtaceae
Exons: 4
Coding region: 76-531 (151 amino acids)
Biological process (GO): regulation of DNA-templated transcription
Cellular component (GO): nucleus
Molecular function (GO): protein dimerization activity; DNA-binding transcription factor activity; sequence-specific DNA binding
Source: RefSeq, a predicted model, not a curated record
CAGAGAUCGAGCGAGAAAGCAAGUCAAGAAAGAAGAAGAAGAAGAAGAAGCAGCAGCAGCAGCAGCAGCAUCACCAUGUCUUCGAGGGACAGAAAGAGAGCAGCUCUCUAUCAGAAGUUGCAGCAGCUUCGCGCUGCUACCAACUCCACCGCGGUGAACAAGACCUCCAUCAUAGUGGACGCAACCAAAUACAUCUCCAAGCUGAAAGAGGAAGUGGAGAGACUCGACCAAGAAGCCGGAACCUCUCAGACUUCGCCAAACCGGUUGCCUGUGGAGGUGACGGUGGAUACCCUGAAUAGAGGGUUCCGCAUCAACGUGUAUUCGGAAAGGAACUGUCCCGGUUUGUUGGUUUCCAUACUGGAAGCUUUCGAGGAGCUCGGGCUUAACGUUCUCGAUGCUAGGGUUUCUUGCUCCGACAACUUCCACCUCGAAGCCGUAGGAGGAGAAGAUCAUGGCGACGGCAUGGACGCUCAGGAGGUGAAGCAGGCGGUUUUGGAAGCUAUUAAGAGCUGGAGCGAAAGGAACGAGUGAGCCAAGAUGACCAAUGCCGACCAAAACUCUGCUUGCUUAGCUUAUUAGCCCUCCUCUUUCCCGUAGUUUUCUAGCAUUUGCAUCUCUACUUCCAUUUCCCUUGGCAUUAGACCAUCAAAUG